This is a messenger RNA of Scylla paramamosain (green mud crab), 7253 nucleotides long. RefSeq names its product relaxin receptor 2-like. Gene Ontology annotation, cellular component: plasma membrane. The record is from RefSeq and is a predicted model, not a curated record. NCBI's taxonomy places the organism in Eukaryota, Metazoa, Arthropoda, Malacostraca, Decapoda, Portunidae. Bases 865 to 3429 code for a protein of 854 amino acids. Gene Ontology annotation, biological process: activation of adenylate cyclase activity; adenylate cyclase-activating G protein-coupled receptor signaling pathway; hormone-mediated signaling pathway. The transcript has 26 exons. Gene Ontology annotation, molecular function: protein binding; G protein-coupled peptide receptor activity.
AAAAAAUGAGUUCCUGGUUUAGUUGCACUGUUAAGAGUGAGGGAAACGUAGCAGGGAAAACAGAUGCGAAUGAAGGAAGGAUGGAAGCAAGCAAGCAAAGCAGUGAUGAGAUUCGGUCAGCGUCGCCUCGUUGGUGGACUCCUCUUUGCGGCGGUGGCAGCAUCUGGUCAGUCAGUACCCAGACAGCCGGCGGGGAGGCAACACGCAGCGCCCUACCCCUCUCCGUCUCACACGCGUCGUUCACCUCGCUCCCGUUCACUCCCCUCUCACGCCUCCCGCCAUGACAGCCCUCCACGUUCCUUAAUCGCUAAAUAGACACAUUAUUCGAACUUUUGAACUCGAGUGAAGUGACUGAAGUGACGAGUAAGUGUCUGGGGCAUUGGGAAGAGUGCCUGGUGGUGGUGGUGGUGGUGGUGGUGGGUGCCUGUGCCUGGCUGCCUUCCACACCUGUUGAUUGGCUGACUUCACACCCUCAGAGCCGCCCCACACCUGCCACACCUGCUCCUUGAAGUCGGGCUUGCCUAACAACGUGGUGAGCCAGAGUUCGAUUCCAUGGCGGAUGGAGACGAUUCAUUCUCUCCGUUCUCGUCUCUUUUCGCUCCAUAACUCCCGUGGAAAAUAAGUAUCGGGAUCCACUUGUCUUAAGAGCAGCUCGGGCUCUUCUACAGCGAGGCUAGCACCGAGGUCCCUCCGAUGUGCUGCCUGUCACCUUACAAAACCUGAGAAGUGAAAAGUUCCAAGGAGGUCAGAGGACGUAAGACUGAAGGAACACGUUAAACACAGUGGAAGGGAGAGCGUCAGGUUGCAAGACUUCUGGCCUCGACUGUACCACUAGCAGUCAGAAGAGACUCCACCUUCCUCGCCAUGGUCGCAGACAGGGUGGGGAGGAGGAGGCAGGCGGGACCACUACCCUCGCCUCUCCUUCUCCAUCUCCACCUCCUCGUCCACGUCCUCUUUCACUUCUGCUUCUCCUCCGCCGCACGCCUCGAGUCUGUGAAUCCUGAUGGUUCGUGCUCGACUGGGUGGUUCCUGUGCACCUCCACGGGCGAUGUGUGUCUCGAGCAACGUUUCCUCUGUGACCAAAAGGAAGAUUGUCCGGAUGGCGAGGACGAGAUCGACAACUGUGUCCCUUACGAGGCGGACAGCAACCUCACCGUCAAAAUCCUGGAGAAGGAGAUCCUGGCGCCGGACAACAUCACGCGGUGUGACCUCACGCGUGUUCCUCCUGAGUGCUACUGUCGCUUGGGCACUCACCUCGUCUGCAGGAACGCCCAUCUCACGUCCAUCCCACAAGACUUAGAUCCAAAUGUCACCAGCUUGCUCUUGGGAAACAACAGUAUUGUUCUGUCUCCGGAUGACCUACAGCCCUACCCACGCCUCAACCAAAUAUUUCUGGACCACAACCAGAUCACAGCACUGCCAGCCGGGGUCUUCAGCGGUCUGCCUCUUGUUAAAGUGUUCCUCUCACACAACUUGCUGCGCGACGACCUUAAAUCCCUGCAGGGCCUCAGCUCCCUCUCCAGGCCGAGCUACCUUCACCUGUGCCACAACCUCAUCUCUAACAUCGACCUCGUGCUUGACCUCGUCCCGGGCCUCCUUUCCCUGUGGAUCAACUACAGCCCCGUGACCAUGACUAACAGAACGGUCAGCCGCAACGCCCAGUCCCUCACCGAACUCUGGAUGGAGGGCAACAGAGUGCAGCUGACUCCCGGAGCCUUCAGAGGAUUCACGAACCUGGAGUCCCUGUAUCUUCGCUACAACGGGAUCACUGACGUAGGGAGUCGCGCCUUUGAAGACCUGCGUAGCCUCAAAGACCUUGAGCUCAACUACAACUUGAUUCGACACCUGCGUUCAGACAGCUUCUUGGGUCUCGAAACCUUGGUCAGCCUUAACCUGGACCACAACCCUCUGCUCACCAUCCACGCCAACGCCUUCAAACCUCUGGGAAACCUAGCAAGCUUGUGGAUGGGCAAUGUGGAGCUUAGCAUGGAGUUACUGAUGAACAUCUCAACGCACCCAAGAGACGAGACUCACCUCGCCAACCUGACCCACUUGAUCUUCAAGCGAUUCCGGUAUUGUGGCUAUUUUCCCCACGUGCCGGACUGCUACCCCAAGGCUGACGGCGUGUCCUCGUUCCAGCACCUGCUCGUGCGUCUGGAGCUGCGUGUGGGGGUGUGGAUCGUGUCCCUGCUCACCUUGAUCGGCAACCUGAUGGUGCUAGGGGGCAGGGUGUUCUCCAGGGACGACAACAAAAUUCUCUCCCUCUUCAUUCGCAACUUAGCAGUGGCUGACCUCCUGACGGGACUGUACCUGCUGGUCAUAGCGGUCAAGGACAUAGAGUUCCGCGCCAGGUACAGUGACCACGCCUACUACUGGAUGACCUCCUGGCAGUGUACCAUUACAGGGGUCCUCGCCAUGACGUCCUCUGAGGUGUCCGUGCUGAUCCUGUCCUUCAUGUCUGUGGAGCGUUGGCUGUGCAUCACGUGGCCCCUUGCUGCCCCCAAGCUGUCCCUGGGCGGCGCUAAAAUGGCACUCACCUUCAUAUGGUUCACCGGGAUCUCACUGGCACUGGCACCUGUGCUUUACUACCGGGGCCAGCAGCAGCGGUUCUACGGGACAAAUGGGCUGUGUUUCCCCCUGCAUCUCGACGAUCCCUGGGUUCCCGGCUGGCUCUACUCCGGCCUGCUCUUCGUCGGCCUGAAUCAGCUCGGCGUCAUCCUCAUACUGGUCUCCUACACGGGAAUGUUCUACAGCAUCAGGAGGACCCGCGCCAACACGCCCCUGUCACUCGGGGAUCGGGAGUUCGCUAUGCGCUUCUUCUUCAUCGUCUUCACUGACUGUCUCUGCUGGACUCCCAUCAUUGUACUCCGCAUCAUGGCGCUGGCUGAAGUGGAUCUGAGACCUGAGUUCUACGCCUACGUGGUGGUGGUGCUGCUGCCCAUCAAUUCAGCACUCAACCCCUUCCUGUACACCUUCACCACCACUAAAUUCAGAGCGCAGAUACGACGCUUUCUCUCAGGGCGCGGCGUGUGUCUAUGCGUGUGGGUGCCUCGCCAGGACACAGGAAGUACGGAAGGUUGCCACAGAUCCAUCCACACUGCUACCUCCACCUCCACCUCCACUCCCGCCACACCCACGCUCUCUCACGCCACCCACGCCUCCCCGCUCAUCUUCAGCCCGCUGCCCCCUGAGCCUCCUCUCUGUGCCUCCCUCUGCUCCUCUCACCCUUACAGAUUCGGAGACCACGAGGACUUCCUUCUUCAGGAGCGCCACCCUCAAGCUCACCAAUGGAAGGGACCUCUUGCCAGCCCUCAACGGCACAGCGCCCAUCCACACCGUCGACGAUACCACCGUGGCCGAGGUGUCGAGGUCUUCUCUGGGCAAGGACGAGGUGGUGAAGGUGGAAACGAGGCUGUGAGAUCUAGAUGAAAGUUAAGAUGUGUGAUUAAAGUCAUUGAAACGAAGGAGGAGGAGGAAGAGGAGGAGGGGGGAGUUGAUAAGGGUAAUGAGGGAGAGGAGGGUGAUAGUAAUGGGGAUGUGAAGGAUUGUGAUAUUAAUGAGGAUAAUGAAGAGAAGGAGGACGAGAAAGAGGAGGUACAGGAGGAGGAGGAGGAGGAGGAGGAGGAGGAGGUGGUGGUGGAAGAGAUGGAAGAUGAAAUGUAAUGAUUUAUGUUUAACUGUUUUCAUUGAUCUCUAAGACAUUGGGAGGGUAAAGUAAUUCUCUCUCUCUCUCUCUCUCUCUCUCUCUCUGUUUCUCUCUCUUUCUCUCUCUUAUCCUGGUGUUAAUGAGACAGUGUAAUGACAAAUGAUGCUUCGAAGCUGAUUAUGUUUGUGCUUCGCGAGACACAGACUGAUGCCUCGAGGUUCAGUGUUCAGUAAUUGCUUCGGUGGUUUCAGAGACUCGGUGGUUCAGUGCUUCAGUCGCUCGGUGCUUCGUGAUUCGUUCAGUGGUGGAAGUGGUGAACCUUGCAAUGGUGUAUACAUGUAGUGAAGCUGAUGAACGAUCGAUAACAAGGAAUAGAAGAAAAGUUAGAAAGAAAGGACAAUAGAUAAACUUACACGGGUAAUGAAAAAAAAACAAUUGAAAAAAAAGAAAGAUUAAAUAUGUCGUAUUAUUGCAUCUUUGUAUUAUACUUGUAUAUAUAACAUACUAACAUAAUAGCGCACUGUAAACUUAAUAUACGUACAUACAAUGAUAUACAUACAUAAAACAUUAAAUUGACUAUACACACACAUAUACGUACGUACAUACACACCUACAUAUAGGAGACUCCAAUGUAUACUCUUGUACAUACAAAUACUUACAUAUGUACGUAUACUAAGGCAGGCCAAUGUCUCGCACGGGAAACAACGGGAGGAGGAGAAAAAAGGUAGAGGGGCGAUGUUUUUCCCUCUUCUUUUCCCCAUUUUUUUUUUUUUAGUUUCAUGUGUCUUCCGAUACGUGUGUGUGUGUGUGUGUGUGUGACUGUUAGGACAUGAAACAAUAACUACUACUACUACUACUACCACCACACACACACACACACACACACACACACACACACAGGUAGAAAAGAUAAUUGAUAAAACGUCUCCAUUACAACACCAAAACACAAGUGAAUGAAAAUAGUAAGCAGAAACACUCCAGCAUCUUAUUAUUAAUUACCACAACAUGCAGUGAACAGGUGACAAUCAACUUUUUGACGCGAGACGUGAAAGGUAAUGAGAACACCUAAUUACAUCGCACGCUAAUUAAAUACAAGUAAUAGUGACUACCUGACUACCUGGCUUGAGUUAUUACAGCUGCAGACAGGUACUUAUAACCCUUUGAUGAACACACACCUUGUUACACCUGAGAAACUAAUACUUAAUGAAGCAAAGGUGUAAUGACUCUUCGCUCACGGUAAUUUCUUGUACAUACGUGUAAUAUAUCGCAAAUUGAAACGUGUACGUAAUUAAUAUUAGUGUAAGUAUACGUGUGUAUGUAUGUGCAUGUCUGUCUGUAUGUAUGUAUGUAUGUGUGUGUGUGUGUCGGUAUACAUAAAUAUUCUGUACAUAAUACGCUGCAGAAAAAAAUAAUCUAUGUACAAUCAUUAAGAAUAACUUGUAAGAUAACGCAUUUAUUUUUAUGCCAAACCUCAAACUCAUAUUUAUAUUUUCUUAUUUGACGUAGUUUUAGAAUCAAAGGAGACGAUUAGAAUAGGGGAGAGGAGGGAAGGGAGGGAGGGGAGGGGAGGGGAGGGGAAGGGAGGGAGGGGAGGGGAAGGGAGGGGAUGGAGGGAGGGUGGGGAGGGGAUGGAACGGAAAGACGCGAGAAUGAAGAGAGCGAAACAGAGGGGGAAGGAACGUAAGAAAGGAAGAUGUAGAUGAUAAGUUGAGAAGAAGAAGGAGAGGGAGAAGGAAGAGGAGGAGAAAGAGGAGGAGGGGAAGAAAGACACGCAAGAGGGAAAAUAAAGGAGAAACAUGUAAGAAGUUUUAGAACGAAGGAAGAAAAACGAGGAAAAAUAGAUGGAGUGAAAUGUUUUUGGCUGAGGAAUGAAUGGAGGGAGGGAAGAAAAAAAAAACAUGACGUGGGAGAGGAGGGAGAGGUGAGUGUGGAGGUGUCGGGAGUGUCGUCUGAUACGGGGGUGUUACGACUGCACUCCCGACGCGAGGGUGUGAGAGGGGAGAGAAAGAGGGGAGAGAGAGGAGGAAAGGAAGGGAGAUGGAAAGAGAGAUGAGAGGAGGAUAGGAAAAGGUGAAAGAAAGAGGAAGUAUAGGAAGAGAGAAGAGAGAGGAAGGGAGAUUAGGAAAAAAAGAAAGGACUAGCGAGGGAGAGCGAAGGGAUUGAAAGAAGGACGAGGGGAAAGGGAGGAAGAGGAAUAUAGAAGGAAGGAGAGAAAAUAGGCCAAUAACAGAACAAAGCGAUACAAAGAGACAAAUAUACGAAAGAGCAGGAAGGAGAAAACGGAAUAAAAUAAUAACGAAAGAGGAUGGAGUCAGUAAUAAGAUGAUUAAAUGUUGAGUCUUAAGAACUACGUACUUGCUUGGAGGAGAUGGGAGGGAAAGGGAGAUAAAGAAGAGAGAAAGAAGGAAAGGGAAGACGAAGAGGGUUAGUAAAGGGAGAGGGGAAGGGAAGGGAAGGGACGGGAGGGAGAGGGGGGAGGGGGUAAAGGGAAGAUGUCAUAUGUGUUACGUGUUGGAAUAAUAAUAUGAAAUGUAUAACAGUAAAAUUAUUAGAUGUAUUCUCAUGUAUAUAUAAGCCUGCGUGUGUCUGUGUGUGUGUGUGUGUGUGUGUGUGUGUGUGCGUGCGUUUAUGUGUGGGUGAGUCGGUCAUUCGCCACUGUAUAUUAUAUCUACGUAAUAUAUAUGUACGUAUAUUUGUAUGUAUGCAUGUAUGUAUGUAUGUAUGUAUGUAUGCAAUAGUGUACGUACUUUACUGUUAGUGUAGCGAACGUAGCCGCGUCACACCUGCCCUCCCUCACGCACACCUGGCCAGGCAGCGUGUCACCUGUGCAUAGGCAUUUACCUGUAAUUAAUGAAUCCAUCCUAACGAGAUCUAUCGCCACACUUACCUCAAUCCACUAACCAAUUAUCUCCUUACUGUCUGAUUCACCUUCUCCACUAAUUACUGUUUCCUUGCUGUUCUACUCAAUCUUUACUGAACUCGUAUCUUGCUAUCUAACCCUCUUCUUUUAAACUGUUUGUCGUCAGAUUCCUCUCCUAUUCUUUUUAUAUACGUAUUAAGAAGAAGAAGGAAAAGAAGAAGAAGAAGAAGAAGAUUGUACAGUAGCGUCUUAAUGAAUAAAAAUGUUAGAAUUAUCAUAUCACAUUUGUACUUCUCUUUUGUUCUCGUUUUCUUCUUUACGAAACACUAUUACAGAAACUAAUUAUUUUUCUUGGUGUUUCUUAGUCUCUCUCUCUCUCUCUCUCUCUCUCUCUCUCUCUCUCUCUCCUCUAAUGUGGUUAUGUUAAAAAUUUCGUUUACAGCAUUCCAUAAUUUUAAGACCAUUGAUGUGUGUGUGUGUGUGUGUGUGUGUGUGUGUGUGUGUGUGUGUGUGUGUGUGUGUGUGUGUGUGUGUGUGUGUGUGUCCCCUUCAUACAUUCAACAUGCUAGUGUGUUUGUUGGAGAAAAGAAUAAUAGCAAAAGUAAAAAGGCACUGAAGAUUUGGUCAGUAAUUAUAUAAAUAGGUAUAUAUUUUGUGUGGAAUAAAAUAAAGGGAGAAUCAAUAAAAGGAAUCAACAGUGUAGCUAUUUAUCAGAUCAAAGAGUGAAUAAAGUAUUAAACAUCGUAA